This is a messenger RNA of Trichechus manatus latirostris (Florida manatee), 2205 nucleotides long. Its product is annotated as olfactory receptor 6S1-like. Gene Ontology annotation, biological process: detection of chemical stimulus involved in sensory perception of smell; G protein-coupled receptor signaling pathway. The record is from RefSeq and is a predicted model, not a curated record. Gene Ontology annotation, cellular component: plasma membrane. The coding region runs from base 220 to 1323 and encodes 367 amino acids. Gene Ontology annotation, molecular function: olfactory receptor activity; G protein-coupled receptor activity. NCBI's taxonomy places the organism in Eukaryota, Metazoa, Chordata, Mammalia, Sirenia, Trichechidae. The transcript is spliced from 4 exons.
UUUUCCCCUCCGGGAAUUCCUGGUGCAUGUCUCCUUUGAGAACCUUUCCUUAAGAUUCCCACUGUUUACUCACUAAUUCCUCUUCUGGCUCUGCGGUUCUGAGCAUUGAGGGGGUAAACAGAGGAGCCACAUUUUUUCUUUUCCCCUCUCUUCCUCUUUUAGACCUUCCUGAGAACACCCGUGAACUCCAAAGAAGGCCCCUGAAAGAGCCUCAGGGGAAUGAUCGAUCAUGCCAACCACACUUGGACCCAAAAUUUCAUUCUUGCUGGUUUCACUACUACUGGGACUCUGCGAUCUCUUGCCUUCUUGGGGACUCUGUGCAUCUAUCUCCUCACCCUAACAGGGAACCGGUUUAUUAUCGUCCUGGUUCAAGCUGAUUCUGGACUGUCCACACCCAUGUACUUCUUCAUCAGCGUCCUCUCCUUCUUGGAAUUCUGGUACGUCAGCACCAUGGUGUCCACACUGCUGCAUACCUUGCUCCAUGGGCAUUCACCCAUCUCAUCUACUUUGUGUUUCAUCCAGUUUUAUGUCUUCCACUCAUUGGGCAUGACUGAGUGCUACCUGUUGACUGUCAUGGCGCUGGACCGCUACCUUGAUAUCUGUCACCCACUCCACUACCAUACCCUCAUGAGCAGACAGGUACAGUUAUGGCUAGCAGGGGCCACUCUGGCGGCUGGCUUCUCAGCAGCUCUUGUUCCUGCCAGUCUCACAGCUACUCUUCCCUUCUGCUUGAAGGAAGUGGCUCAUUACUUUUGUGACCUGGCACUGUUAAUGCAAUUGGCAUGUGUGGACAUAGGCUGGCAUUCUUGGGUCCACAUUGUGGUGAUUGGACUGAUCAAUGCGUGCAACAUUGUACUCAUUUUGGGACUCUAUGGGGGCAUCCUGAGAGCUGUGUUGAAGCUGCCCUCAGCUACCAGUCGUGCCAAGGCCUUCUCCACCUGCUCCUCUCAUAUGACUGUAGUGACCCUUUUCUUUGGCUCUGCCUUCAUUGUCUAUGUGGGGCCACCUGGGAUUCGGGCUAAGGGCAUGGACAAAUUUAUUGCCUUGGUACAUACACUCAUACACAUCUACAGCGAUGUGAGGUCAUGGCAAGAGGUGAAGGGACUGCAUGGCUUGGCAAGGAGAAAAUGGGAAAAACAAAUGAGCAUCUUCUUCAUGUAUGUACGACUGAAGAAGAGCUACUCGCUGGACUAUGACUGGGCCCUGGCAGUGGUCUAUUCGGUACUCACACCUUUCCUCAACCCAUUCAUCUACAGCUUGCGCAACAAGGAGAUCAAGGAAGCUGUGAGGAGGCAGCUCAAGAGAGCAAGAAUUCUGGGGUGAAGGGGUGUGGGGCAGGUUGAGUGUGGGGCUGGGGAUGUGGUGGUCCACAAGAUUAGCAGCGACUGGAGAUGAGGAAUCAAGCACUUAAUGUUUUUCUACAUGGGAUACUGGGGCUGGGGCAAGUGCUUCCUAGCUUUCAGAGUUACUCUGGCCAUUAUACUCUGUGAUGGAAUUACAUGCAACUUGUAGAACAAGGACAGAAAAGGUACACUUUCUCUCUAGCAACUUGAUGUAUGAAGUGAUUUUCUACAUCUCAGAUGUUUGUGUACCACACUUGGGAUUUUUGUCAAAUAUGCCUUUCAUUUAUAAUAAUAUGUAUUUUUUCAAAUUUACUUGGUUUAACAUAAGUGCAUUUAAUCAUGUCCUAAGUAAUAAUACCUCUUAAAUAAAUGCAUAAUUUUUAGAACAAAAAUUAAAUGAUUUUUCAUGUACUCCUGGUAGUUAUUUUAUAUAUUCAAAUCAUUUAUGAAUUACACUGGAAAAUACUGGAGUAGUGGAGAAAAACAUUUUUUUAAAUUUUUAAUCACAAUUAUGGGGCUUAUUAGGGAAGUAACAGGUUACGAUUCAGGAUCAGAAAUGACUCAGGAUACAGUUCUUUGAUCAGGACAGUGAGAAAAGCAUUUUUUUUUAAUACCAGAUAUAUCUGAGUUUAAAUCUCAAUACUUCCAGUCACUUAUUAAUUACCUGGCUUUAAGAAAGUAACUCAACCUCUCUGUAUUUUAAUUUCGUUAUUUACUAAAAAAUAUUUUCUUGUAGGUUGUUUUGAGAAUUACUGACAAGGUACGUAAACCACAGUACAGAGUGUCUGGUAUAUGUUGUUGUUGUUAGGUGCGGUCGAGUUGGUUCCUACUCAUAGUAACUCUACGUACAACAAAAUGAAAC